Messenger RNA from Saprolegnia parasitica CBS 223.65, 1392 nucleotides. RefSeq lists its product as hypothetical. Gene Ontology annotation, cellular component: membrane. Gene Ontology annotation, biological process: transmembrane transport. The record is from RefSeq and is a predicted model, not a curated record. Gene Ontology annotation, molecular function: transmembrane transporter activity. The transcript has a single exon. Lineage: Eukaryota; Oomycota; Saprolegniomycetes; Saprolegniales; Saprolegniaceae. Bases 1 to 1392 code for a protein of 463 amino acids.
AUGGUCGCGCUCAGCGUCCGCGCGGUUCUGGUGCUUGUGUGCGCCAUCAACUUUCUCAACUUUGUCGACCGAGGGCUCAUUCCGGGCGCGCCGAUUGAGUUUCAAGGGUUUGUCCAAGCGACGACGCAGGCCGGUGCCAGCGUCAGCGUCUACGUCGGCGUGCUCCAAACCUCGUUCAUCGCGUCCUUCUCGGUCUUUGUGUGUGUCUUUGGCCACCUCGCCACCACCCACGCGCCGUUUACGCUCACAGCAGUCGGCCUCUCGAUCUGGAUCGUCGCGCUCGCUUGCUGCGGUCUGGCCAAGACGCUCGAUAGCUUUCCGCUUCUCUUGGCUGGUCGGCUCGUUUCGGGCAUUGGCGAGGCGUCGUUUCAAGCGACCGCGCCGAGCUUCAUCGACGCCUUUGCGAUCCCGAGCCAGCGCACGCGGUGGCUGGGCCUCUUCUACGCCGCCGCGCCCAUCGGCGAGGCCGUCGGCUUUUCGUUUGGCUCGAUUGUUGCGGCCAGCGUGGGCUGGGAUGCUGGUUUUUACACGAUUGCCUUGCUCGCCGUGCCGCUCGCCGUCGCAUGCUACGCGUGCAUUCCGCCAGCGCUCAACUGUCCGCUUGGCGAGGCGCCACAGGACACGUCGCCACUUUUGAUAAAGACAGAGCGCGCACCGACCACCUUUCUGCAGCGUACUUUGCGCAUCCUACAGAGUCCGUUGUUUCUCACAUCGUCCUUGGGCAGCGCCGCCCUCUCGUUUACGCUGGACGGCCUCGCAACGUUUGCACCGGUCUUGUACAUUGGCAUGGGUGUCCUUGACGCGACGUAUGCGGCCUCCGCCGUCGGCGCCAUCGUCGUUGGCGCCGGCCUCCUCGGGCCUCUCAUCGGCGGGCAUCUCUUGGACAUGUCCUGUCGCGGCCAUGAGCUUGACGACCGGGUCCGGCAGCGCGUCGCAGCAUGGCAGCUACUCCUCGUUGCAGUCACCAGCACCGGACUUCUCUUCCUCUCACUCGCCUGCAUCGGACACAACCGGACACUGGUCUUGGCUUUUCUGUUUCUCGGCCUUGUGCUUGCGUUCUCGGCGUCGGCGCCGUCGACCGUGCUCAUCUUGCUCAGCGUGUCGUAUGCGCAGCGCGGGUACGCCAUGGGCCUCAACACGCUGCUCACGCACGUCCUCGGCGAUGUCCCUGCCGGCGUUGUGCUUGGUGCGUUGAAAGACGUCUGGGCGCCGCACUGUGGCAGCGUUCUCGACGCGCAUGGCGCCGACGUGCUCAACCCCAAUUGCCAUUUCGACUUUGCUGGCCUGCGGGCUACGCUGGGAUUUGCGUACUGCUGGCUCGGCUGGGCCAUUAUCGCUUGGGCGAUCGCUUACUGGUUUGCCGCCAAGCGAGGCGCGUCGUUUCGUGUAUAG